Loxodonta africana (African savanna elephant) is the source of this 3329-nucleotide messenger RNA. RefSeq names its product zinc finger protein 140 (gene ZNF140). Gene Ontology annotation, biological process: regulation of DNA-templated transcription. Lineage: Eukaryota; Metazoa; Chordata; Mammalia; Proboscidea; Elephantidae. Bases 1264 to 2697 code for a protein of 477 amino acids. The record is from RefSeq and is a predicted model, not a curated record. The transcript has 3 exons.
CCUGCAUCAGUAGUUCUCAGUGUGUGAUCCCUGGACCAGCAGUAUCAGCAUCACUUGAGAACUUACUAGAAAUGCGUAUUCUUGAGCCGCACUCCAGACCUUCUGAAUUAGAAACUCUGAGGAUGUGGCCCAGUAGUCUGUUUGAACAGUCGCUGCAAGAGAUUUCGAUAAAAUGUGAGAACCACUAACCUAGGUCUUCGGGGUGCAGCAGUGAGCAAAAGAAAAUCUCUGAACUCAUAGAUUUUACUUUUCAGACAUGACAUUAAAUUUCUUUAGCAAAGGGCACUGAUUAUUUUGUUCGCUCGGAGUUAAAUGCCUGGCUGGCUAGGGUGUGGAUAAGAGGGUCAACCAUUCCAAAUUAGUUCCUGUUUUUAGCUCCAUUUCUCUUCCUACCUUUUGUUACACUUGUUUUCAAUUGCAGAGGCUUUCUUGAGUUUUGCUGGGGAGUCCAGUUUCCACCUCUGGUGCAGAUACCACUGUUCACUUUAAGCAACAGCUUUCUUAUCAGUCAACAGUCUUCGAUUGCUUUUUUAAACUUAAAAAAUUGUAAAAAUAAUUCUGCUAUACACCUGGUCUGUUACUAGUUGGGAAUCUUUUAGAUUUAUUUUCAUGUCUUAUCACUCAGAGGGGUCAAAUCCAGGUUGCACGGAUGGGGCUUAUUUAUGUAUUAUUCCCCUAACCCUGAGGGAAAGCUCUUUAGAUUCCACCCUGGAAAGUAUUACGUUCUGUUCUUAGGAGGUCAUUUCACUUUGCUGUUUAUUAUCCUUAUUCUGUGACAUUACAAAAAAUGCCACAAAGUUUCACAGCUGUUCAGAAUUGGAGAUGAUUGUGAGAAACUCGAGAGUGCAUGCCCUGUUGGAAGGGAGCUGCUGCUAUUUGCUCCAUGUUAUUGUUACCGUGAGGAAAUUCUCUCCAAAUGACAUUAAAAUAGGCUGGCAUUAAGGAAAACAUAUAUGCGUGUUAAACACAAAGGAAUAGUCUUUACUCUCCAUGAAGUGUUACAACACAUGUUGUUCAUAUGCAUAAUUCAUUCUUUGUCAUGAAAUUGUUAAUUAUCUUAGGAUAAAUCACAUAUAUUUUUUCUUCUUUUCCCUAGUUGUUGAACAAAACAAAACAAAAAUAACUAGGCUUUUAGUUAUAUACAAUAACUAAUUGACCUGCAUUCCUCAGAAUUCAAAAAUCUCCCAGUGCCAUGACUUAGGUGUGCUGUCUUCCCUUUGCAGUGGGACUCUUUUCAUUCCUUGGUCAGGGCCUUUUGGGAACAUGGGUACUAGUUGUGGAGAUAUCUGUAUGUCAUUUCAGGGGUCAGUGACAUUCAGAGAUGUGGCCAUAGACUUCUCCCAGGAGGAGUGGGAAUGGCUUCAGCCUGCUCAGAGGGAUUUGUACAGAUGUGUAAUGUUGGAGAACUAUGGCCACCUGGUCUCACUGGCAGGUCUUUCCAUUUCUAAGCCUGAUGUGGUUUCCUUAUUGGAGCAAGGGAAAGAGCCUUGGCUGAGGAAAGGAGAUGUGAGCAGAGAUCUAUUUUCAGUUUCAGAGUCAAAUUGUGAAAUCAAAGACAUUUCUUCAAAAAAUGAUAUUUAUGGAAAUGACUCAUACCAGUAUUUGAUAAUGGAAAGAAUUCUAAGCCAGUGCCCUGAGGAUUCCGGUUUUAAAGGCGGUUGGAAAUGUAUGGCUGAUACUGAGAUGCUGCAAGGAAGUCAAGGGUACGUCAGGCAAGUGACAGUCUCUCAUCCGGAAGCCUUGGCUCAACACAUGACCGUCAGUACUGUGGAGAGGCCCUAUGGAUGCCAGGAAUGUGGGAAGACUUUCAGUCGGCGCUUUUCCCUCGUGCUGCAUCGGAGAACUCACACUGGAGAGAAACCAUAUGUAUGUAAGGAAUGUGGCAAAACCUUUAGCCAGAUUUCAAACCUCGUGAAACAUCAGAUGAUACACACUGGAAAGAAACCCCACGAGUGUAAGGACUGUAACAAGACAUUCAGUUACCUUUCAUUUCUCAUCGAGCACCAGAGAACUCACACUGGGGAGAAACCCUACGAAUGUGCCGAAUGCGGAAAGGCCUUUAGCCGCGCCUCAAACCUCACUCGACAUCAGAGAAUUCACAUGGGAAAGAAACAGUAUAUUUGUAGGAAAUGUGGAAAAGCCUUUAGCAGUGGCUCAGAACUCAUUCGCCAUCAGAUUACACAUACGGGAGAGAAACCUUAUGAGUGCAUUGAAUGUGGAAAGGCAUUUCGCCGUUCCUCACACCUUACGCGACAUCAGAGCAUUCAUACCACGAAAACCCCUUAUGAAUGUAAUGAAUGUCCAAAAGCCUUCCGUUGCCACUCGUUCCUUGUUAAACAUCAGAGAAUUCACGCUGGAGAAAAGCUCCACCAAUGUGAUGAAUGUGGUAAGGUUUUCACUUGGCACGUGUCCCUUACCCAACAUAUGAAAAUUCAUACUGGAGAAAAACCGUAUGCAUGUGCUGAAUGUGACAAAGCCUUCAGUCGGAGCUUUUCCCUCAUUCUACAUCAGAUAACUCACACUGGGGAGAAACCCUAUGUAUGUAAGGUAUGUAACAAAUCCUUCAGCUGGAGCUCAAACCUUGCUAAACAUCAGAGAACACACAUUCUAGAGAACCCCUAUGGAUAUGAAAAUUCCUUUAAUUACCACACAUUUCUUACUGAACACCAACGAAUUCGCAUUGUAGAGGAAAGCUAAGAAUGUAUAGAUUAAAAAAAAAAAGUUAAUGCCUUACAUUGAAUUCAGAGAACUCUUGGAAAGAAGCCUCUAUAAAUGUGUUGAAUGUGAGGAAAUGUGGCUCAUAUCUUACUGAGCAUUGGAGAAUCCAUUCUGGAGAAAACCUCUAGGAAUGUGUGGGGAAGCAUUAGUAGAUACUCAUUUUUGUGGUGGUGGUUGUAAUUCCAGAAGAAGAAAUCAAUAGUGAGAAGAAUCUUUAUGUGGCAGGAUUCCCUUCCUGUACACUGUGAAUUCCAUGUUCAGUAAACGUGGGAAAGCUUUUAGAGAUUAGCCCUCAUUCUGCAUCUCUCAUCUCAUUCAGGACAGAAUUAAUGGGAAAGGAAUGAGCUUCACAUCAGACAAUUCAUGGUGAAGCAAAAUCACACAUUGAUUGGGGAAUGCCUUCAUGUACCAUGCAAUAUUUAUUUAUUUUUAAAAAUAUUCUUCUAGUAGAGAAAGCAGCCUUAUCAAUGAAAUACAGGUAACUCUGCAAUAUUUUAAACCUUCACAGAGAAUUUUAACAGGGAAAAAACUAUCCUUAUAAUGAAUGUGGCAAAAUCCUAGAGUUGUGAGAAGUCGUACUGGAGGGAAUCAGCCUGGGAGGUGUGGAUUUU